AUGACUAUCUUCUGCCAGUGUCAUUGGCAAAAAAUGGGCGACCACAGUGUGCAAGCAUCCAAGAAUCCAGAUUGGCAAUGCAGCCACAUCCUCGAAGGAUACAAUGGGAUAGUGAGGGCAUUGCUUGUAACAAGCAACUGGCUGGUAUCAGGAUCAGCAGAUGGUAAAAUUCGUGUGUGGAGAUUGGGAUGUUGGGAGUCGCCCCAGUCAGUGCUAGAGGGACAUGCAAGUGAAGUGACAUCAUUGGUAGCAGAAGGCGAAUUUGUUUUCUCUGGGUCAUCAGACAAGACUAUAAGGAUGUGGAAGCUGGGGACCUGGGAGUGCGUGCAUGUUCUAGGAGGGCACGCUCAAAACGUGUGGGCACUGGUAACAUCAAAAGACCACUUGUUUUCGGGUUCUUUUGACCAGAGCAUCCGCAUGUGGAGGGUUGCUGCCUGUAGAUGUGAGCAUGUGCUUGGAGAGCGCAUUGGUCUGGUGUUCUCAUUGGCUGUGAAUGAUCACUUCUUGUUCUCUGGUUCUUUGGAUAGAGCCAUAAGAGUAUGGAGGAAGGAAGAUGGGGAGCUCCAGCACGUGGUUCAAGCGCAUUCCAGUGGUGUGUGGUCGCUGGUGGUCUAUAAGAACUUUUUGAUUUCGGGAGCUGCCGAGGGAGACAUACGCGUUUGGAGCCUGGGCUCAUGGGUUUGUGUCAAAGAGCUGAGAGGGCACACUCAUUGUGUGGCAUCAUUGGCAGUCAGGGGUGACUUGUUAUUUUCGGCAUCAGCUGAUGAGAGUGUUCGUGUGUGGAGGCUUGGCACUUGGGAGUGUAUCCGAAUCCUGCAAGGGCACACAGGUUUCGUGAAUGCAGUGGCAGCCACUGACAAAUGGCUUUUUUCAGGGGCCAACGACCAAACAAUUCGAGUGUGGAACAUUGCUGUUUGA
This is a messenger RNA of Ostreobium quekettii, 918 nucleotides long. The record is from the annotation of a GenBank genome assembly. NCBI's taxonomy places the organism in Eukaryota, Viridiplantae, Chlorophyta, Ulvophyceae, Bryopsidales, Ostreobiaceae.